Messenger RNA from Tripterygium wilfordii, 1986 nucleotides. RefSeq names its product acetolactate synthase, chloroplastic-like. Gene Ontology annotation, molecular function: flavin adenine dinucleotide binding; magnesium ion binding; acetolactate synthase activity. Bases 1 to 1920 code for a protein of 639 amino acids. Gene Ontology annotation, cellular component: acetolactate synthase complex. The transcript has a single exon. Gene Ontology annotation, biological process: L-valine biosynthetic process. The record is from RefSeq and is a predicted model, not a curated record. Lineage: Eukaryota; Viridiplantae; Streptophyta; Magnoliopsida; Celastrales; Celastraceae.
AUGACUUGUCCUACGUAUUUCUCCUUAUCAAAACCAUGCACGCUCGUUAUUCCCUCACUGACACCACCACUAAAACCCACCACCCGCCGCCGCAACAAACUUCUUUCCUUCACCACCACUGCCACCGCUAUCCCAGCAACCGUAACAGCCCCGACCCGGAAAGACAACUCCUUGGAUACUUUCUUUUCCAGAUUUGACCCUCAUGAAGCCCGGAAAGGAGCGGAUGUCCUCGUCGAAGCCCUUGAACGUGAAGGAGUAAACCGCGUGUUCGCAUAUCCUGGUGGCGCGUCAAUAGAGAUCCACCUAGCGUUAACGCGCUCGAAAAUUAUAAACGUUCUCCCAAGACACGAACAAGGCGGUGCCUUUGCUGCGGAGGGUUAUGCACGCGCAUCUGGGAGAGUGGGCGUCUGCAUGGCAACUUCCGGACCUGGCGCCACAAAUCUCGUGACUGGCCUCGCCGACGCAAUGCUCGACAGUAUCCCUCUUGUUGCUAUAACCGGACAGGUCCCGAGGCCGAUGAUCGGCACCGACGCCUUCCAAGCAACACCAAUUGUUGAAGUCACGCGAUCGAUCACCAAACAUAGUUACAUAGUCAUGGAUGUUGAAGAUAUUCCACGAAUUGUUAAAGAAGCGUUUUCUAUCGCAUCGUCCGGGCGGCCUGGUCCGGUGUUGAUCGAUGUACCAAAAGAUGUGCAGGAAGAGCUCAUAGUGCCUAAUUGGAAUCAUAGUCUUAGACUUAGUGGGUAUUUCUCAAAACUUUCUAAGAGACCAAAGAUCGAACAGUUGGAGAUCAUAGUGAGACUGAUAAUGGAGUCCAAGAAACCUGUGUUGUACGUUGGUGGAGGAUGCGUCAAUGCGAGCGAGGAGUUGAAGCGGUUUGUGGAGAUUACUGGGAUUCCUGUGGCAAUGACACUGAUGGGUCUCGGGAAUUUCGAUUGUACACACGAAUUGUCGCUUCAUAUGCUUGGUAUGUACGGGACUAUGUAUGCAAAUUAUGCCAUUGACAAGUCAGACUUGUUGCUUGCGUUUGGGGUUAGGUUUGAUGAUCGGGUUACAGGAAAGGUUGAAGCUUUUGCUAGCAGAGCAAAGAUAGUUCACAUCGAUAUUGACUCGGCUGAGAUUGGAAAGAUCAAGCAAGCUCAUGUGCCUGUUUGUUCUGAUGUGAAAUUAGCUCUACAAGGAAUAAACAUGUUGUUGGAGGAGAAGGGAAUGAAGAAUAAGCUUAAUUUCUGCCCUUGGAUAAACGAACUCAAAGAACAGAAACUGAAGAAUCCUUUGACAUACAGAACAUUUGAAGAAGAAAUCCGUCCUCAAUAUGCAGUUCAAGUGCUUGAUGAAUUGACUAAUGGAGAAGCAAUUAUAACUUCUGGAGUUGGGCAGCACCAAAUGUGGUCUGCCCAGUUUUACAAUUUCAAAAGGGCUCGUCAAUUGAUAACCUCAGGAGGACUUGGUGCAAUGGGAUAUGGCCUGCCGGCGGCCAUUGGUGCAGCCGUUGCAAACCCGGAUGCGGUCGUGGUUGACAUUGAUGGUGAUGGAAGUUUUAUGAUGAACUUGCAGGAGUUGGCUACCAUAAGAGUGGAAAAUCUUCCGGUGAAGAUGAUGAUCUUGAACAACCAACAUCUUGGUAUGAUAGUUCAAUGGGAGGACUUGUUCUCUAAGGCUAAUAAAAGUCGAUCAUAUCUAGGAAAUCCAUUGAAGCAAGAUGAGAUAUUUCCUAACAUGUUGAAAUUUGCAGAAGCUUGUGAGAUUCCGGGAGCAAGAGUGACCAAGAAGAGCGAACUUAGAGAUGCAAUAAAGACAAUGUUGGAUACCCCUGGACCCUACUUACUUGAUGUUGUUGUUCCUCAUCAAGAACAUGUCCUUCCAUUUGUUCCAAGUGGAGGGACCUUAAAGGAUGCCAUAGUAUUUCAACAUUGUUAACUAAUAAAGGUUGGAAAUCUCUCGGAUUGUACAUAUUGAAAUAAUUCAAACGUUUGAACUUGAGUU